AUGGUGGAUGGUAUGCACGUCAUCGUCGACCAGAAGCCUGCUAUCGACGGGGCCAUUCACUUCAACAUGAAAUGCCGCUACAGCUUUAACGUUCAAAUAUUCUGUGAUGAAGACAAGCGCAUCAUCAUGGCAUAUACGGGCUGGCCUGGAUUGUGUGCGGAUUCUACUGUCUUCGGCAAAACACCAGUGUUUACGCGUCCAUACGAUUUCUUUUCCCCGAGGGAAUUUCUGCGUGGUGACACCGGCUACGCUCUAUCAAACUAUCUCAUUACGCCUUAUAAACGCCCUGCAUCUGACCAUCCUGACAACAAGGUGUUCAAUGAGGUGGUGUCGAGUGCUCGGGUCCUAAAUGAGAACUGCGUUGGUCUCUGGAAAAAUCGGUGGAUGUCGUUAAAGAGCAUUCGAACGCAGCUUAAGACUGUGAGUGAGUUUAAGUUCGUUAACAACCACAUCCCGGCAUGUGUACUUCUCCAUAACAUUGGCCUUGACCGAUCGGACGAGUGGGAUGAUGCAAGUAUCCCCGACGCUGAAGAGGAAAGAAGAUUAUCAGCACUAUUGUUCAAUGCUGAACCAUCAAGCAAAAGCGAGGGUGUGAAGAGACGAGAAUCAUUAAGAGAGCUGUUAUUUACGGGGAGUA
This is a messenger RNA of Phytophthora nicotianae INRA-310, 637 nucleotides long. RefSeq lists its product as hypothetical. The annotation marks the transcript as partial. The record is from RefSeq and is a predicted model, not a curated record. Lineage: Eukaryota; Oomycota; Peronosporomycetes; Peronosporales; Peronosporaceae. The transcript has a single exon.